Messenger RNA from Lachnellula hyalina, 807 nucleotides. Its product is annotated as 3-oxoacyl-[acyl-carrier-protein] reductase. NCBI's taxonomy places the organism in Eukaryota, Fungi, Ascomycota, Leotiomycetes, Helotiales, Lachnaceae. The record is from RefSeq and is a predicted model, not a curated record. The transcript has a single exon. The coding region runs from base 1 to 807 and encodes 268 amino acids. Gene Ontology annotation, molecular function: oxidoreductase activity, acting on the CH-OH group of donors, NAD or NADP as acceptor.
AUGUUGAGACUUGACGGGAAAAUCGCAGUUAUCACUGGCCUCGGUCAGAGUGCCCCUGGAGGAUGGGGCAUCGGCGCUUCAAUCGCAGUGCUUCUAGCACGACAGGGCGCUAAAAUAUUCGGCGGCAACCGCACUCUCGCAUCCGCCAUUGCGACGAAGGAAAAGAUCGAGGAGGAAGGAGGGAUUUGCGAUAUCUUAGAGACAGAUGUCACAUGCUCGGAUUCUGUCAAGGCCCUUAUCGAUGCGUGCAUGGCCAAAUAUGGACGCAUCGACAUCUUGGUGAAUAAUGUCGGUCGUUCAGAGCCUGGGUGUCCGGCGACGAUGUCUGAGGCAACGUGGGAUUCGCAAAUGGAUAUCAAUCUCAAGCCUGUCUUCUUGGCUUGCCAUCAUGUCCUUCCGAUCAUGGAGAAGCAGGGCAGUGGCGCGGUUGUCAGUGUGGCCAGCAUUGCGGGUUUGCGGUAUAUUGGAAAACCUCAAGUCGGAUACUCAGCGUCAAAGGCGGCCAUUAUGCAGUUCAUGAAGGCUACUGCUGUAAUCUACGCCUCGAAAGGAGUAAGGUUGAAUACAGUGGUCCCUGGAUUGAUGGAUACGCCGUACACGAAGAAUCUAUCAACUCGAUUUGCGAUCGAUGAUGGGUACGAAGCGUAUAUGAAGAUGAGGAAUGCGCAGGUUCCAACUGGUAGGAUGGGAGAUGCCUGGGAUGUCGCGAAUACUACUUUGUUUCUGGUAUCGGAGGAGGCGAAAUAUAUAACAGGACAGAAGAUUGUGGUAGAUGGCGGAAUCACUUCUUCUACUGGAAGAGCUUGA